AUCUUUUUUUUUUUACCAUGUUUGUUCGCUUUCUUCAUCUUCCGAGACACACUCUACCAUCAUUCUCUCAAAUCUGUGUUGUGUUAUGCCCUAGAUCCAUGGCUUCCUUGCUUUUUCUCUCCAUCCAUUCCUGACUUUUCAAUCAUACCCUUUUUUUUAUUUCUCUUUCUCUGGGUUCUUGCAAAUCCUUCAGAGGCUCCAUAACCAUGCCUUGGGAGCUCACUUUCAGAAGAAUAACCCUUAUUUUGAAGUUUUGAUGGUUUUGCUUCAACUGGGGUACAGUAAAGUUGUAAUUUUUAGAUUUGUGAGGCUUGAUUUGUUGAAAUUGAGGGCUUUUACUGCUAGAUAGAUUGUUUAUUUUAUCGGGUUUAUUUGGAUUUGUUGGGUAUAUUGUGUUUGCUGAUUUGUGACUAAAUUUUGGGUUGGUAAAGAGUACUGGCUUGCUAUGUGUUGUUAAUAUUGCAUUUUAGCUUUGUGGUGUGACAUUUGGGGAAGGGUUUGUGGAUUUUUUUUGGGUGGUUAUGGUUAUUAGAAGAGAAUGAUGCUAGGGUAGAAUAUUGGAAAUGCUGUUGAAGAGUUGAAACAUUGAGAUUUGGAGAUUGGUUUUUAGGGGAGAGGGUGUUUGGUGUGCAUAAUGGGGGGCAUGUGUUGCAAGCCCUCUGCCAUUGAGGACAGUAAGGAGAGUCCGAGGGAGCGUUUAUCGGGCAAGACUGUGUCGGAUUUGCGUGUAGCUAGGGGAGCUUCAUCGAGGAGGGAGGAAUCGUAUCGAGUGAAGGAUAGGUACGAUAGCAAUGAUCCGAGGGUUGGAUUGAUUGAUAAGCAAGGGAAUGGCGCCGUUCGUGUGCAAGCUGAUAAUUUUGAGAGGAAGAGGGAGAAAAUGGAAUAUGUUGUAGCUCCACAUCCGGCAAUUGGGACUGUUCCCAAGGCCAUGGAAGGAGAGCAUGUUGCAGCUGGAUGGCCCUCAUGGCUGGCUGCAGUGGCUGGAGAGGCUAUCAAAGGUUGGUUGCCUCGGCGUGCAGAUUCUUUUGAGAAGUUGGAUAAAAUUGGCCAAGGAACUUAUAGUAAUGUUUAUAGAGCUCGUGAUCUUGAACAAAGAAAGAUUGUUGCUCUGAAAAAAGUGAGGUUUGAUAAUCUUGAGCCUGAGAGUGUUCGCUUCAUGGCAAGGGAAAUUCACAUUCUGCGUAGGCUUGAUCAUCCAAAUGUCAUAAAAUUGGAAGGCUUGGUUACAUCUAGGAUGUCAUGCAGCUUAUACCUUGUUUUUGAGUACAUGGAACAUGACUUGGCUGGGCUCGCAUCACAUCCAGGACUGAAGUUUACAGAAGCACAGGUUAAAUGUUACAUGCAGCAACUUCUACGUGGACUUGAUCACUGCCACAACUGUGGAGUGCUCCACCGCGACAUUAAGGGUUCCAAUCUUUUGAUUGACAAUAAUGGAAUCUUGAAGAUUGCAGACUUUGGUUUAGCAAGCUUUUUUGAUCCCAAUCAAAUUCAACCAUUGACAAGCCGAGUUGUCACGCUUUGGUAUAGGCCGCCUGAGCUUUUACUUGGAGCCACUUACUAUGGCACCGCUGUAGACUUAUGGAGCACGGGUUGCAUACUUGCCGAGCUGUAUGCCGGCAAGCCAAUAAUGCCUGGAAGAACCGAGGUGGAGCAAUUACAUAAAAUUUUUAAACUGUGCGGUUCACCAUCUGAGGAUUAUUGGAGAAAGUCAAAGUUACCUCAUGCGACAAUAUUUAAGCCUCAACAGCCCUAUAGGCGUUGUGUUUCUGAAACAUUCAAGGACUUUCCUGCACCUGCAAUACAACUGAUAGAGACCCUUUUAUCCAUAGAUCCUGCUGAUCGUGGAACUGCAGCAUCUGCUUUAAGGAGUGAGUUCUUCUCAACGAAACCUCUUCCUUGUGAUCCUUCAAUCUUACCAAAGUAUCCGCCUAGCAAAGAGUUUGAUGCUAAAGUAAGGGAUGAAGAAGCUAGAAGGCAAGGAGCAGCAGGAAACAAGGGCCAGAAACAUGACCAUGAGAGAAGAGGUGCAAGAGAAUCACGAGCCGUACCUGCACCAGAUGCCAAUGCUGAACUUGUCUCUUCAAUGCAGAAGAGACAAAGUUAUGCCAAUUCUCAAAGCAGAAGUGAGAAGUUUAACCCUCACCCAGAAGAAGUUGCUUCUGGAUUUCCCAUUGAUCCUCCUAGGCCAUCACAAGCUGCAGAAGUAAGUGCAGAUCCCCAGGUUCAUCAGCAUAAAAGAGCCUCCCAUUCAGGUCCGCUGACUCACCGUGCUGCGUGGGCUAAAGCCGGGAAGAACCAGGAUGAUGCUCCGAAGAUUUCAAUGGGGGGUGGUGGCGACUUAUCAACAAUAUCUGGCUUAGUUGCGGCUAGAAGAAGUAUGUUGUCCGAUGAUCGGAGAGAAAGGUCUGGAUCGUCGCAAGUGGAAGCUCCAAAAAUAAUAAGCAGGUUCCCAGGAUCCUUCAAAGAGCCCUCUGAAUCAUUGAUGCAGCAGGAUCAGAAGCAUCAUGCACAUGCUCCUCAAAAGGAAGAAGGGAGAGUCAACAACAAAGACCCAGUUCUUGUUGGUUAUGGCUCCAAGGGUCCUAAAAUUCAUUAUUCUGGUCCAUUGCUAGUUCCAUCAAGCAACAUGGACCAGAUGUUGAAAGACCACGACCGCCAAAUUCAAGAGGCGGUUAGACGAGCUCGCUUAGACAAGGCGAAGAUGAGGAGACUCCAAGCUGAAGGCAACCAGAUAACCAAUUCAUUAUUCGUUUCUGGGCGUUGAGAGUUGUAGAGCUUGAUGCCGCAACAGCAUCAUUUAAGAAUAUUUGAUUCUUUUUUUUCUUCUUUUUUUCCCUCUCUAUUUUGCCUGUACAGCGACCCCUCGCAAAAUGCCACCUGUCGGCUGUCGCCGUGUUAGGUAACUGAAUAGCUUAGGAAUCUUAUCUCCCCCCUCAACUUUAAGAGAUCAUCAUCACAUGUAUUUUGUUGCCACUUACAACUGUAAUUUCUAAUAUAUGUCAUUCUUAUGAUGAAGCUUAUAUUAUCAGCCUUAAGCUGUUAGAAUACUGGGAAGAACAUUUUCCUUCCUCUUGUUAACUUUAUGAUGAUACAGUAAUUAUCACUGGGAAGAUGAUGAUCAUGAUGA
Molecule: messenger RNA, 3127 nt
Organism: Arachis stenosperma
Lineage: Eukaryota; Viridiplantae; Streptophyta; Magnoliopsida; Fabales; Fabaceae
Product: probable serine/threonine-protein kinase At1g54610
Exons: 9
Coding region: 635-2764 (709 amino acids)
Biological process (GO): protein phosphorylation; positive regulation of transcription elongation by RNA polymerase II
Cellular component (GO): cyclin-dependent protein kinase holoenzyme complex; nucleus
Molecular function (GO): cyclin-dependent protein serine/threonine kinase activity; ATP binding; RNA polymerase II CTD heptapeptide repeat kinase activity
Source: RefSeq, a predicted model, not a curated record